AUGAGUUCCUAUUUCGUGAAUCCCACUUUCCCGGGGAGCCUACCCGGGGGCCAGGACUCCUUCCUCGGCCAGAUCCCCCUGUACCCGGCGGGCUAUGAUGCUCUCAGGCAUUUUCCGGCUUCGUACGGGGCAAGCAGCCUGCAGGACAAGACUUACACCUCACCCUGUUUCUACCAACAGUCCAACACCGUCAUUGCUUGCAAUCGGGCUUCCUAUGAGUACGGAGCCUCUUGUUUUUAUUCGGACAAGGACAUUAGUAGCGCCUCUCCCUCCGGCAGUGGCAAACAGAGAGGGCCCGGGGACUACCUGCACUUUUCUCCCGAUCAACAGUACAAAUCCAGCGGCGGCCAAGCCAAAAUUAUAAAUGACGAAGGUACCGACCGGAAGUACACGAGCCCUGUUUACCCCUGGAUGCAGCGGAUGAACUCCUGCGCUGGUACAGUAUAUGGAACACAUGGGAGACGAGGGAGGCAAACUUACACCAGAUACCAAACGCUAGAGUUAGAGAAGGAAUUUCAUUUUAACAGAUACUUAACCCGAAGACGACGUAUUGAGAUUGCAAACGCUCUCUGCCUUACUGAACGCCAGAUUAAAAUAUGGUUUCAAAACAGGCGGAUGAAAUGGAAAAAGGAAAACAAAUUCAUAAGUUCCACACAGCCAAGCAGCGAAGAAACAGAGGAAAAGUCAGGGGAGUAGAACCACUUUUAAUAAACGCUACCAGGCC
Messenger RNA from Pipra filicauda (Wire-tailed manakin), 724 nucleotides. It is a transcript of the gene HOXA6, whose product is annotated as homeobox A6. Gene Ontology annotation, cellular component: nucleus. The transcript is spliced from 2 exons. Gene Ontology annotation, molecular function: DNA-binding transcription factor activity, RNA polymerase II-specific; RNA polymerase II cis-regulatory region sequence-specific DNA binding. Gene Ontology annotation, biological process: regulation of transcription by RNA polymerase II; anterior/posterior pattern specification. The record is from RefSeq and is a predicted model, not a curated record. Bases 1 to 696 code for a protein of 231 amino acids. Lineage: Eukaryota; Metazoa; Chordata; Aves; Passeriformes; Pipridae.